AUGGAUGAGGAUAUUGCCAAAAGUAGUGCCUAUGCUGAGCAGGAAUUGGUUGGUGGUUCAAGUAAAAAACAAAAUUGGAAAGGAUUAAGUAUUGCAUUUAUUGUUAUUGCCUUUGUUUGUUCAUUGAUUCUUGGAGCAAUCGUGUUAACAAAUAAGCAAGAAAUUCCAUAUAGAAAACCAUACCUUACAAUUACUGAACAAGAUAUAUUUAAAAUUAAACCACCUAAACCUUGGAAUGGUACAUGGAUAUCUAAUAAAUAUUUUUCAUAUUUGAAUACAAAUAAUUCAAUAUGGAUUUAUAAUUGUGAUACACUGACAAAUAAAUUAUUAUUUAAAACAGAUUUUAUACAGCAGGAAUAUAUUGAUCAUGGAAUAGUUUCACCAUUAACUCGAUAUAUUCUUGUACCAAUUAAAAAAGAAAAAAUUCGUCCGUAUUAUACGGAAUAUCAAUAUGAUAUUUAUGAGAAGACAAAAUUAAUUGCAUCAAUAAUAUCUACAGAUAAUCAGAAACUAGCCGUAUCAACUGUAGUCUAUUCUCAUUCAGAUAAUCUAUUCGCAUUUAUUCAUAAUUUUGAUAUUUAUAUAUAUAAUAUUACAAGAAAAACAAGUUAUAGAAUAACAUCAGAUGGUAAUCGAAAUACUAUUCAUAAUGGUCUUGUCGAAUGGAUUUAUGAAUAUGAAAUUUUCAAUCGAAAUAAUCUUUUAUUCUGGUCACCAACAGAUCGUUAUUUAGCUUUUAUUAAAAUAAAUCUAACAAAUGUACCUAAAAAUUAUUAUUUAAAAUAUGAUUUUAUAUCUGAAAAUGAUGACUUAUAUUCUGUACCAUAUCCGAAAUAUAAUGAUCCAAUUCCAUUACUUGAUGUUUAUAUUUUCAAUACCAGAUCGAAAAAAACUAUUCGAGUACCACGACCCAUUGAAUAUGAAAAAUUAAAAAUAUCUGAUGUAUACAUUUAUCAUAUUGUUUGGUAUCAUGACACAUAUUUUUCAAUUGUGUAUGGUAAUCGUAUACGAAAUUCAAGUGUCAUUCAACUAUAUGAAAUUGUUGCUGAUAAAAUAAUUUUGAAAUCAAAAUUUAUUGAAGAGACAGGAAAAGGAUAUUUAUUAGCACGAUUUCUAAAACCAUAUUUUUCGUUCAAUGGAACAUAUGCUUAUAUAAUACGUUUCGAUUUAUUAAAUAGCGAUAAAUCGUCGAUACAAAAAUCAUUUCCACGGGUUGUACGAAUACAUUUUAAUCAAUCUUAUCCACAAAUCAAUGCAAAAUCAUCAGAAGAUAUAAAUGCAGAUGAAAUAAUUCAUGUUGAUAAUUUCAAUCGAGUUUAUUUCACUGGAUCAUAUCAAAAUGAUACUUUAGAAAAACAACUUUAUCGAUGGACAUGUACAGAUAAUAAUACAGAUAUUGAAUGUUUAUCCUGUAAUGAUUCAUGUGGAUAUGCUAAUGCUCAAUUUAGUCUGGGGAAAGGAAGUUAUCAUAUAUUAGAAUGCUUCGGACCAUCAAUUCCUUAUUCAACAUUAUAUAAUCAAACGGACAAGCUCGUACUUAUCAAUGAUAAUGAACCAUUUCGAGAAUGGACAACUGAACGAUUGAUGCCUUAUAUUGGUUAUUUUUCAGUACCAUUAGAUGACAAAAAUACAGUCGGUAAUGGUAUGAUUAUUUUACCUCCAAAUUAUACUCCGAAUAAAACAAUUGCAUCAUAUCCAGUUAUUGUAACAAUAAAUAAUCGAUUGUACGAUCAACGUGUGAAUAAAAAAUAUAUUUUACCAUUAGCCGAUUUUAUUCAAGUUAUUCAAGAUAAUAUUAGUAUUGUUUUAUUUGAUGCACAUGGUAGUACAGGACAAGAUGAAAGUUAUUUGAAAUCUAAUUUUCAAAAUUGGUUUGAACGACAACAUGAAGAUUAUCUUAAAGUUGCACAACAUUUGAAAUGGAAUGAUAAAAAAUUUAGUGAAACUUUGAAUAAUACAAGAUUCGGACUUAGAGCACAAGGUCCAGCUGCUAUUAUUGCAUUAAAACUAUUAGAAGAAAAUAAUAAAAAUAAAGAUGAAUAUAUAUGUGCAUUUCUUCAAUCACCUGUAUAUGACUUAUCGUAUUAUUAUGCAACUUUUAGCGAACAGAUUAAUGGAAUAAAUAUGGAUUUUAAAUCAUCUCAUCGAUUCAAUAUUCAAAAUAAAAGUUUAGCUAUUGUACAUGGAACAGCAGAUGAAAUUGUACAUUUUAAACAUUCAGCAACAUUAGCUAAAUCAUUCACUAAUACUGAUAUGAAUUUUGAUUUCAAAGUUUAUCCAGAUGCUAGUCAUUAUUUUGAAGAAGAUCCAAUUAUAUAUAAUGAUUUUCUUCAUUAUCAACGACAGUUUUUUCAAAAAUGUCUUGGUGGACGAACUAAUAAAGAACGAAAAAUUACCAUACCAGAAGAACAUGAAUAA
Adineta steineri is the source of this 2418-nucleotide messenger RNA. The record is from the annotation of a GenBank genome assembly. NCBI's taxonomy places the organism in Eukaryota, Metazoa, Rotifera, Eurotatoria, Adinetida, Adinetidae.